Molecule: messenger RNA, 5118 nt
Organism: Aspergillus affinis
Lineage: Eukaryota; Fungi; Ascomycota; Eurotiomycetes; Eurotiales; Aspergillaceae
Product: WD repeat-containing protein
Exons: 5
Coding region: 1-5118 (1705 amino acids)
Biological process (GO): negative regulation of fatty acid biosynthetic process
Cellular component (GO): cytoplasm; Cul4-RING E3 ubiquitin ligase complex
Molecular function (GO): protein binding
Source: RefSeq, a predicted model, not a curated record
AUGAGGAAUUCGCUGUACGACCGCAUCUGGCGGCGGGAAUCGGGAUAUGGGUCGCAUUAUUCCAGUAUUCGCAGCAUCUAUGGUUCUAAGGAAUGGGUGGACGAUCUGGACAUCGUGAAUGAGCUGGGCGGCCACACCGGCUGUGUCAAUGCCUUAUCAUGGUCGCGAUCUGGCCAGUUUCUCGCGUCGGGCUCGGAUGAUCUCCACUUGAACAUUUAUUCCUACCAGCCCGAGUCCACUAGCGCGCCCUUUUCGCUGAGCACCACCGUGGCCACGGGCCAUAGGGCCAACAUCUUCUCGGUCAAGUUCAUGCCGCACUCGAAUGACCGGACUCUGAUAACGUGCGCAGGCGACCAUCAGGUCCGCGUCUUUGACCUGGAGUACUCUAGCAGCAAUCGUUCCGCCGACACCUCGUCGGCCUUUGUCUCGUCCGCUCGCAGUCGCCGUUUCAAUAACUUCUUCACCAAUACCCGGUAUCUGAACGAGGGGAACACUAACGCCCGCGUCUACCGCAGUCACGCGGACCGGGUCAAGCGCAUUGUCACCGAAUCGUCCCCCCACCUGUUUCUCACUUGCUCCGAGGAUGGCGAGGUGCGCCAAUGGGACCUGCGACAGCCGUCGUCCGCUUACCCGAAGCCGCGGGGCGGCCAAGGGCCCAUGGCCUAUCGACCGGGAGUGGUCCAUGACGAUUCGAACACCCCGCCCCCGCUGAUCUCGUACAAGCGCCAUCAAGUCGACCUCAACACGAUCUCGUGUUCGCCCAGCCAGCCGCACUACAUUGCCCUGGGCGGCGCCCAUCUCCAUUGUUUCCUUCAUGACCGGCGCAUGCUCGGGCGCGACCUACAGGUCGAGGCUGGUGAUCCCGGUACUCCCCCGACAACCGGCAGUGCACGUAGCGAUGAAUUAAUGGGCCAGGCGACCAGGUGUGUUCGAAAGUUUGCACCGAACGGCAAGCGUCGGAUGAGCCCCCGCGGUAGCGGAGACAUCACCGCUUGCAAGAUCAGCGAUGCCAACCCCAACGAGAUGGUCGUCAGCUGGUCUGGAGGCCACAUCUACAGCUUCGAUCUGAUUCGCAGUCCGGACGCCACCGAAUCGGACCCCUCGCGCCAAAAGAGUACCCCCGACACGUCCGAUUCUUCCAGGCGACAAAGUUCCACGGACAGGAGGCUCAAGCGGAAAGCCAGGUCCUCGAUUCCAUCCCACGUAAGUGGAGGGUGGCCGCGAGCCCGUCCCCGCGUUGAGGGAAAUAGCGAGGACCAGACCGACGGCGACGAUGGUGAACUAGCAUUUCGGGUGCGGUACGGAAAUGGGGAGUCAGAAGAUAUUCCGCUCCCGAACUUAUCGGACCCUCGGACGGCGCCCCCGGAUUUGAUCGAACAGGCGAGGGAUUCGGUAUUGAACGACGCGCAACGACUAAGCAUGCGGAUUGCAAAAGGACUGGUGAGGCUUCGCAAGGCCCUCUUCUCGCUGGGCGAUGCUAUGGGCGACGACAGCGUACCCUUCAGCGCACCCGACUUAACUCCGUACACCGAUUUCUUCUCCGGUGCUCUGACCGAGGCCGCAACCUACUUGCCGCAAAUGGAUGAGGUCAUGCGAACAUGGAGAUACCCUAUGAACCCGAGUCACGAGGUGGUGGGUGUGCAGCAAGCCCUCCGUCGGAAUCGCGAGUCGGCCUGGAGAUUCGUCCAAGCCGCUGGAACAUUAGCGCAGGUCCUCGGAGGCGAGGUGCGGGAUCAUCCCGAACACCCCAAACCCGCGAUGGAACAAUUCCAGCAGGUUCGGCUGGCGCCGGGGGAGAAUAAUGCGCUUGAUCGAGAAUCCCAGUUUUGUUACGACUUCAUCAAGGCGGUUUUGCUGUGGGUGGAAGGGGGCCGGGGGGCGUUGCUUGCGGGCUUCAAGCGGGACGCCGCCAAUCGGUUGAAUAAGGCACGAUUCCCCCUCUCUGAAACGGCGGACGACACGGCCAUCGAGACGGCAUUACUGCCCUACUUGCAAGGGCUGGCGGGUGACACGCCUGUGGUGAAUGUCGACGCAUCGAGGUUCGAACACGAUCGAAGUCGCUUCAUCAGUCCGACGCAGCAUGACAUCACGAAUGCAUUCAAAAACACGCUUCACCGGCGGAAUAUGGAUUCGGAGAGCAUGGAAUCCGAGAACGGCGACAACCAUGAUACGCUGGAACAUUCUGCUCGGAAAACGAACCGGUCGGUGGAGAGAGGUUUCUGGGCCUUCAAAGUCUGCCGAGGAAUUCUGAUGGAGGCUGGUUCUGGUGUGAACUACGAGUUUGUCAACCGAGCUUUUGGCGGUGUACGGACGACGGUCGAAGACGAGGCCGAAGAGGAUACGGGAGUUGAGAGAUCUCAGGAAGAUAUCAACCCCAACAUUGAAGAGGAGCCGAUUCAUGAUGUAUCUCUAGCACGGCUGGCUGACCGAUCAGCGCCCGAAAGAACCUCGGGCUCCAGCGGAGAUACAGUCGCAAACCUCGUUUCUUCAGACGCCGGGUCAAACAGUACUCGGGGAACGUCCGUUGACGACGAACCUAUGGCAAGUAGUGGAGCCUUUUUUGAACGGGCCAACCAUGACGAGGACGAUGACAUGGAGGACGAUGACAUGGAAGACGAUGGCGAAGAGGAAGAUGAUGACCUGGACGACUUUGGAGUAACGUCAGGCAGCUCCCCGCUCGAUAGUGACGAAGAUCUUGAAGCACAGGAAGAGGAAGAUCGCAUGCUGCGAGGUUACAACAUCCGACGAACGAGGAGGGAAUUAGUGGGCCUGGACGUUUCAUGCUCGCCGCAUACGAGGGUUUACCAGGGCCAUUGCAAUAUCAAAACGGUCAAGGACGUGAACUAUUUCGGGCUCAACGACGAGUACGUUGUGAGCGGCAGCGAUUCUGGUCAUGUGUUCAUCUGGGAUCGCAAGUCUUCUAAGCUGGUUAAUAUCCUCGAAGGCGACAGCGAAGUUGUCAAUGUUGUGCAAGGACAUCCAUAUGAACCCACCAUUGCAGCAUCCGGCAUCGACAAUACAAUCAAAAUCUUCUCCACCGACCGGCGUGCCCAGGAGGAUGCUCGUCGAGGCGUCAAUAUUUUGGAUCCCGACAAUGAUGCCAACACCCUGAAGUCGAAUGUUUCGGGGGUCGGCGGUCUUCGAAGCUGCAAGCGCAUCCACGACAGUUAUCGGAUCAUGAGCCAGAAUGAUGUCAACCGGCAAGGUGGGAUGGACGAAGCGUACAUCACACGAGAGAUGUUGUCUCGACUUGCGGUGAAUCUGAGGCGUCAGCAAGCCGCGGGCGGAGUUGAAAAUGCCAGUUUUGUCUUGGAAGACAACUGCCGUGCCCUUCUUCAGGAGCGCUCCGAAACUACCGCCAGACUCUACGCAGACCCCCACAAUCCGCACCGUCACUAUGAACGAGGAUUGAUCCACGAGCGAUUGGGGUUCGCUGAUCUCGCUUCCGCCGAUGCCUAUCGCGCCCUAUCGUUGCUCGAGUCGGUCGUUGAUCCGGACGGGUGUGAAUUCCACGCUCGAAAGAGAGUUGCGGACUCAAGUGAUGCGAAGACGGACGACACAACUGAUGCGAAUGAGGAUGAGGAUGAGGAUGAGGGUGAGGAUGAUGACGAGGACGACGAGGAUGGUGCCUAUGAGCCUGUAACCCAGGACGAAUACGAUGCUCUCAUCGGUGGGGUGUAUACAUUGUUGGUUCGCAACCUGGUCCGCUGUGGGUGUUUUCGCGAUGCGUUUGAGUUCUGCGGGAGGGGUUUGGCCUUGUUAGAGGGUUCACAGCACGGUCAGGACGCCGUGGACGCGCUGCGAGGUCAGAUGGAUAUCAUCAAAAAAGUGUACCUAUCACGCCGGCCUCAAGCCGCAUCUACAUCCGCCGACGAGGCGCAAGUCCAGGUGGACCCGAGCGCUUUGAAAGCCCAGGGCCGCGCCCGCCGCGUUCUCUAUCCCUGGAACGAGCACGAGCCGGAUCGCAAGGCACCCGAAACCCUCCAGCUGCUGAACGACCGGUUGCAGCACGUUGCGCCCAAAUGCGAGGUCCGCGCCGUCGCGCUCCCCCUGCUGCACGGCACCACGGAGGGAAGCGAGCCAACCCCAUCCGACGAGGUCUCCGUGCAACUCGGCCUCUUCGCUAAAGAGGACAUCGCCGCCGGCGAGAUCCUCCUGCAUGAGUCGUCCAUCCUCACGGCCACGAACCGUCUCCAUGACGACCUCUGCGACGCCUGCAAUGCGCCUCUCCCUGACCUCGCUGACCAGAACCCCCCCGUCGCUUGCGCCGGCUGCGACGAUACCAUCUUCUGCUCUCAGGCGUGUCACGAUCGCGCCCAGGACGUCUACCACGCCGCUGUCUGCGGCCUGAUGGAUGGCCUCGAGUCCAUCGGCAAGGAUAUCCCCGACCCCACUGACAAGGCCGAUUACCUGUAUCUGCUGCUAGUCGGCCGCGCCAUCGCCAUGGCCGCCACGCAGGACCUGCACCCGCUCGACCUGCCGGAGAUCAAAUACAUCUGGGGCGACUUUCACGACCUCGACCUGAACAUUUCCUCCCCCGUCACCACCCGUAACCCGGACCAACCUACCCCUAACCCUCAACCUCAAGACAAGGAAGACGAAACCGCUACCCUCCCCUUCUCCUUCCACCUCUCGAUCCUGCAACCGAUGCGCAUCCUCGAGGAAAUGGAACUCGAUCCCUACACCACCCUCCCGCGCUACGACACCUGGAUCCUUAACACCCUGUACGCUAAGUUCCGCGGCACCGCAUCAGGCCGGCUCUCGACGUGGGACGGCGGUCCGGAGCUCUGCGCCGUGCAUCCGCUGUGGUGUCUAGCGAAUCAUUCGUGUGAUCCGAACGUACGGUGGGAGUGGGGCGGAGAGAUCACGUUCCGGGCGAGGACGAGGGAUGAGAGGCCUGUGUGGAGGAGGAAGACGGUGGAGGGGACGGAGGUGAAGAAGGGGACAGGUCCCGAGGCUGAAGGUGAAAGGGAUGAGGGCAUUCAAGCGGACCAGGAGAUCUGGAAUCAUUAUUGUGAUAUUGGGUUGGAUGUUAAGGAGAGGAGGGAGUGGGCGAGAGGGGCGUUGGGUGGGUUGUGUCGGUGUGAGAGGUGCGCUUGGGAGGCGGGGGAGGUUUAG